UUUUAAAAUGUAUACAUUUUUAUUUUUUAGACUUACUGCUUCAGUGUUUGGUAAAUUAUGUAAACUGCGCCAAACCACGUCUCGCGAAAAAGUUAUAAAAGAAAUGUUGUAUGGGACUUUUAGUGGCAAUGCUGCUACACGAUAUGGAAUUGCACACGAAGACAUGGCUAAAGAAGAGUUGGAGAAAAUAAUUGGAAAAAAAAUUGAAAAUGCAGGUUUAUUUGUAGAUGCAAAUUUACAAUUUUUAGCGACGUCUCCCGAUGGGCUAAUAGACAAUGAUAGUCUCGUCGAAAUUAAAUGUCCAGCGUCUGCCAAGAGUUUUACUCCAGAAGAAGGAAUUUUAAUGAAAAAAAUAAAAAGUUGCACUAUUGAAAACGGUCAACUACAUCUAAAAAGAAACGAUAAUUACUUUUACCAAGUCCAGGGUCAACUACACAUAACACGCAAAAUGUUUUGUUAUUUUUGUAUCUGGACACCUAAAGCACACAAAUAUGUACUUACUCUACUAUCAACCCAAAUAUCAUAUAAAAGAUCUUUUUCUUUCUUAAAAAACAUUAAGUCAAGACUUCGUAGUCAACUUUCGGAUCCAAAACUAGAAGCAUUCAUGUUAAUGGCCAUUGAAAAACAGAAAUUAACACUAUUAGAUUCAGAUAAAAUUAUAGAAGAAUUACAAAAAGAGAAUUCUCUUUUAAAAAAAAGAAAAGUGAUUUUUUUUUAUAAAUUACAUCUGAUAACAACUAGGUAUCUUAUAUCUGCCCAUACAAACCUCACUUAA
This is a messenger RNA of Myzus persicae (green peach aphid), 775 nucleotides long. RefSeq lists its product as uncharacterized. The transcript has 2 exons. NCBI's taxonomy places the organism in Eukaryota, Metazoa, Arthropoda, Insecta, Hemiptera, Aphididae. The record is from RefSeq and is a predicted model, not a curated record. Bases 8 to 775 code for a protein of 255 amino acids.